This is a messenger RNA of Closterium sp. NIES-67, 1667 nucleotides long. The record is from the annotation of a GenBank genome assembly. NCBI's taxonomy places the organism in Eukaryota, Viridiplantae, Streptophyta, Zygnematophyceae, Desmidiales, Closteriaceae.
GAACAGCAGAUCUCAUAAUCUCGAAGCAGCUCUGGGGUUUGUUCCCUCACUAAGCUCUUCUAUCAAGGUUCCCACGCCUCUUUUCUUCUGCUCCUGCCGCAAGCCGCGACGUCCACACUCUCACGCCUAACCUUCAGAUCUCUUCGUGAUGGCUGAGACUAAGGAAACCUAUCAGGAGGAGGAGCUCGUAGAUUUCGAAGAGGAAGAAGAAGCCGCUCCCGACGCCGGAGCUGCUAAAACCACAGAGGCGGCUAGGAAGGGAUAUGUCGGGAUCCAUAGCUCUGGUUUCCGUGACUUCCUUCUCAAGCCCGAGCUGCUUCGCGCUAUCGUGGACUGUGGUUUUGAGCAUCCAUCAGAAGUGCAACACGAAUGUAUCCCCCAAGCCAUUCUUGGCAUGGAUGUGAUUUGCCAAGCCAAGUCUGGUAUGGGAAAGACAGCUGUGUUUGUGCUGGCAACGCUUCAGCAGAUUGAACCAGUAGCCGGGGAAGUGUCUGCGCUGGUUCUCUGCCACACGCGGGAGCUUGCUUAUCAGAUCUGUCACGAGGUUGAACGGUUCACCACAUAUCUUCCGGAUGUCAAAGUCGCGGUGUUCUACGGUGGUGUGGCGAUCAAGACUCACAAGGAUCUGCUCAAGAACGAGUGCCCGCACAUUGUGGUCGGAACGCCUGGCCGUAUUCUUGAUCUUGCUCGGCAGAAGGAUUUGAACUUGAAGCACGUUCGCCACUUCAUCCUCGACGAGUGCGACAAGAUGCUGGAAUCGCUGGAUAUGCGGAGGGAUGUUCAGGAGAUCUUCAAGCUGACUCCACACGACAAGCAGGUCAUGAUGUUCUCGGCGACGCUCAGCAAGGAGAUCCGCCCCGUCUGCAAGAAGUUUAUGACCGAUCCUAUGGAGAUUUACGUUGAUGACGAAACGAAGUUGACACUCCAUGGACUUGUUCAGCACUACAUUCAACUGAAGGAGAACGAGAAGAACAGAAAGCUGAACGAUCUUCUUGAUGCUCUUGACUUCAAUCAAGUCGUCAUAUUUGUCAAAUCGGUGAACCGGGCAGCUCAGCUGAACAAGCUUCUGGUGGAAUGCAACUUCCCUGCUAUCUGCAUUCACUCUCAGAUGACACAGGAAGAGAGGCUGACCCGUUACAAGGCAUUCAAGGAGGGGCACAAGCGUAUUUUGGUGGCAACGGAUCUUGUCGGUCGUGGCAUUGACAUUGAGCGAGUCAACAUUGUCAUCAACUAUGACAUGCCUGAAAAUGCAGACACGUAUCUUCAUCGGGUUGGCCGUGCUGGUCGUUUUGGCACGAAGGGUCUAGCUAUUACUUUUGUGAGCUCAGAGGAGGAUUCGAAGAAGCUGGAUCAGGUUCAGUCACGGUUUGAGGUUGACAUCAAGGCCUUGCCUGAGCAGAUCGACACGUCUACUUACAUGCCUUCAUAGAAGCACCUUGCGACAUGGAACAGCACACAAGGGCUUUGUGGCAAGGCCAUACUCUUUUCCCGUCAGAAUGGAGGUGUAAUGUUUCCAAUGCUUGGGCUGUUAUGGUUGAUCCAUGCGAAGGGAACCCAAGCAUAUGAUUUAGCAACGUUUUAACCUCCUAAUUUGUCCUGCAGCAGUGAUAGUAAUCGUGUGAGUGGGAUGAUUUUUUUAAAAUUACAAAUCAAAAUUGAAAGAUUAU